AUGGCUUCGACGGAUCUUGAUGCGCUGGUUGCCCUGUUUCGCUCGACUGGCGGGGCUAGAUGGUGUGAGAAAGACGACGGGGACAUUGCUGCUGAGCUUGCAAAAUGGUCCGGCGUCGAUCUCAACGACGAGGGCCGUGUGGUGCAGCUUUUUCUGAACGAAAACGACCUCCAAGGCGCCAUCCCCAAGAAGCUGGGAGUCCUUGCCCUGCUCGAGAUUCUAAACUUGGGCUCCAACAAACUCACAGGUGCAAUCCCUGCGUCGCUGGGACACCUCGGUAGCCUGCAGCAGCUCUACCUAUCUGGAAACGAGCUAACCGGACACAUCCCCCCGGAGCUGGGAGAUCUCAGCAACCUGCAAGUUCUUGUGCUGUCAUCCAAUCAGCUUUCCGGCGAAAUCCCGGCGUCACUUGGACAGCUCGUCAAGCUGGAAACUCUCUCCCUCGACCGAAACAAACUCAGCGGACAGAUCCCCGUGGAGCUAGAAGCUCUCCGCGAGCUGAGGAAGCUCAUGGUCGAAGACAACCAGCUUUCUGGCCCAAUCUCUCCGAAGCUGGGGAAAUUGGCAGCACUGCAACACCUCGUCCUUAGCAACAACCAUCUUAGCGGUCCCAUCCCCACAGAACUAGGAUCUCUGAGCGCGCUCCAGCACCUGUGGCUCGACGGCAAUCAGCUUUCAGGGCCCAUCCCCAAGGCGCUGAGAUCUCUGACCAAGCUGGAGACGCUGUGGCUCUCAGACAAUCACCUCACUGGCCCCGUCCCUCCGGAGCUGGGAGAUCUCGGAACACUGGGAUGGGUCAAUUUUGCAGAUAACAAUCUGAGCGAACUCUGGGACCACACCCAACACAUUCAAGACAUUGGCCACGCGAUGGGGGCUUCCAGUAUGCCAGGUGGGCAUAUUCCAGGCCAGCUGUGCCGGUUGCUUGACAUUCUAGAUCGUACGCGUGCCAUGGGGACAUUUCCUGGUCUGGAUGGUAACCCGUGGGCUGAGCCGCCGGAGUCCAUCGUGGCGAAAGGCCCGAACUGGAUCAGAUCUUACUUCAAGGAUCUGUAUGCUGAACCCUGUUGGGUCCAGCGCAGCAGCGUCAAGGUUGUGAUCGUCGGACAGGCGGGCGCAGGAAAAACAAGCUUGCGCCAGAGCAUGAAGGCCAACAAGGCAACUCCUACGGCCAUGUGGAAUGAGGAGAGCACAGUUUUGGCUGACGUGGAGCCCAUGGAGCUAGGAGGCUCAUCAGUUCGGGUGUUCGAUUGCGCAGGACAGAUGUUCCUGACACCACGGUCUGUUUUCGUGCUAGUGUGCAACGCCGAGGCGUUCGAACAACAGCGAGGUAGCGAUCAUGAUCCGUUCGAGGAAGACUGCCGCAAGCUGGAGGAAUGUGUGUUCAAAUGGUUGCGAUCGAUAUCUCGACGCGUUCCCGACAGCAACAUCAUCCUCGUUGCUACCAAGUGUGAUUUGGUGCGAGGCAAGGCUGUUGACGUUGGCAGAAGAUUGGAGCAGGCCAGUCAAAUGUUCCUGAACAGCUGGGUCCGCGAUGGUAUGAAGCCCGUGCAGUUGGAGCAUGGUGUUUGCCUCACGAGCUGCUCCCCGACGGCCAUUGGUGAGGAUGGGGAGACAAGCACCGGAAACCACGCGUCGGAGGAUGGUUGGCCGUGCGACUGGCGGGAAGACGGAUACGAUAACCCGUCGACCAGUUUGCUCCACCGGCUCGUUAACAAACCCGACGGGGGUGGUCCUCGAGGAGCUCAGAUGGUACUUCCUCGCAGCUGGGGUAUCGCCCUCACCGUACUUGAAGCUCUCGAGAUUGGACGAGAUCCCGUGGAGAUGGUAACGCAGAGUGCAGCUAGCCCUGGCAGAGGAGACGCGGCGAAAACAGCAGGGGCCGAGGCACAGGUGUAUGCCGGGAUCACGGCUGAGGACCUCAGGACCAAAUGGCAGGAGGCGGUUGAAAAACUCGCGAAACGAAAGAUCACGGUCGUAAACCCCGAAAAUGCGUUGGAAGGAGCUCUGUCCAUCAGGGAGUUCGACGGAUCUGUCGUUCGCCACGAGACGUUUGUCUUUCUGGACGUCGUUUGGCUGGCCAGAAUCCUCAAACCUUUGCUGAAUCACAAGGGUGAAGAGAUAUUCGACGGGCUUGUGAAUCUUGGGGACACAGGCGACACGCGUCUCACCCUCGAGGACCCAUUGGACAUCGUUUCGUGGUUCAGGCUCAAGAGGGAGGGAGUGCUCGAACCCCGGUUAGCGCGUGCGAUGUGGCCUCAUGGUCUGUCCGAGUACGUUCUCCCCACUCUUGCGACCCUAGGUCUGGCGUUCCCACUCGAAGCCGAUCGUAAUGGGGGGCUUGUAGUUCUGCUACGGCUACCACCAGGCCGCCCCGAGCGUGUGGGCAAAGUGAUGGACACAUUCCACUUGGAUCAAACCCCGGCCUUGUAUGCGAGUUGGAUUUUUUUCCUCGGGGUACCGGCUGGUGUGAUUGAAAAAGUGUUGACACGGUGCUGCAGCCUCGGCGGCGUGCUAAUGUUCUGGCGGUCUGGGGUGCUUGUGCAUGGCCAUCUCGGCGACCAAGAUGGGAACGGAAUAUUUGCCGUGGUCUUGGAAUACUCGUCCUCCGACAACGAACUGACCACUCCAGCUCCGUGGACGGCCCUUUGUUACGUCGCCUCGGCCGUGAGGUUGAUGCUGCUGGAUUUCCCAGGACUGUGCUCGAAAGGCUCUCUGAAGUGUCCUCAGCAUGGCAACGGCAUGCUCUUGACCGACACGGCGGCUCACCCGGGAGAUAAAGUUGUGGACAGCAGAGGAUGCCCACUCUGCAGCUCCGAGCUCGGGGGGCUUGGGGCCAUGGCCAAUGAUCUCGUGCGCAUGGUAGACAUCCGGCUGGACCGAGGUGUCAUUUUCCAAGAGGUCGAGGCAAGGUUCGUCAACCUGGAGCGUCAGUACUCCUUCCCUAGCCCAGUGGCGAGCUCCGAUGGGGAGGUGCUGCUUCGAAAAAAGAUCGAUUUGGUGGAGAACAUGAUGAAGGACAGGUCGGACAACGUGUUUGAGAGCACCCAGGAAAGCCUUGUGCGCCUCAAGAACUUGCAGGCCCCGAACUACCUAUACCCUAACCUUGUGACAGUGGAGGAAGUUGCAUCUGGUAGCACGCCGUCGAGGGCUAAUGGGAUGAAGAGGGUGCUGGGCAAGCUUCGUGGUGUAGGGAAGAAGGAGAUGGUGCUGCACUUCUUGUGCCCGGUCGACAUGACCAAGGUGUCGUGCGGCUACGGUGGCGAAGGCUAUCGGUUUCUGGAGACGCGUGGGUGGGUCAAGAAAAUAACGCCUUCGAUACAGGUGGCCGUGGUGACCGCGAAGGUGGCGCUGAAGGCAAUGGUAGGGCGCAACGUGGACAUGUCGGAUUUCCUGAAGGGCGUGAAGGACGGGUUGGUCGAUGAACUGGUCGACCGCAUUCUCGACGAGGAGGCGCUACUUCGUGUUGCAUCGGGUGAGGAGAAUGUCGGUGUUGACAUGCAAAAGGAUACGAGGGCCUCGUACGAAGCGCUGAAGAAGCUCAUGGACAAGGAGCAAGUUGGCAGGCUUAAGAACGCCAGGGAUGGUGAUGGCUACGUCGACUUCAGGGACAAAAUGAAGCGUGUUCCGGACUGA
Molecule: messenger RNA, 3633 nt
Organism: Ectocarpus siliculosus
Lineage: Eukaryota; Phaeophyceae; Ectocarpales; Ectocarpaceae
Source: the annotation of a GenBank genome assembly